AUGAAUCUUCGAUCCUUGGUCCAAAAUCAUGAUCUUCAAGAUUCUGUUAAUCAGUUUCUUCCUCAAGCGAGCUUACCUUGUUCUCAGGUUUCUCCUACUACUUUGGUUCCUACUGAUCACCAGGUUCAUUCCUCGUCUCCUAUGUCCUCUCAAGAUGUUGUGACUUCUGAUUCCCAGUUCAGUGGGCUUCAGAGUCUUCUCUGUGCUGUUUCUCAGGCUUUUUUGAAUGAGCCAUCCACUAUUGUUCAUACUGACAAAGGAAAAGGGAUUCAAGCUUCUGACUCCUUUGUUCCUCCUUUUCCUCCUCGAGCUUUAUCUAUUGGUGGUGGUUCGGGUACCAAGAGAUCUUUUGUUAAGAGGUGGCUGUUGGUUCUUCUGUUUGUGGUCUCUCUCUAUCACUUAGGUUUUUUUGGUUCUGAUCAUAGGGCUUUAAAAGUUAUCCUUGAGGAUAAUCUUAGUAACGCGUCUGGGAGAAAGAGGUUUAUGUGUGAGAAUUUCUGGUUUUCUGAACCUGAUUUUCUCACUGUUGUUAAGGAAGGCUGGGAGAACAAUUCUUCUAAUCUUCCCUAUGCUGAUCCUCUUUCCACCUUCCUGCUCAAGCAGGACUCCUGUAUUAAGACUGUUCAGUCUUGGAGCUAUACUAGACAAAACUUUAGCCGUCGAAUUAAGUCUUUACAGGAUCGUCUUGAAACUUUGCACUCUUGUCAAUCCCCUUCUGAUUUUAAUAGUAAUCAGGCUAAAGAGCUUCAAUCUCAACUUGACUCUCUUCUUUUUAAAGAAGAGUUUAUCCCUAACCGUCUCUGUGAUUCUUCUAUACAACAACUUGAUGAAUCUUUUCAUAGUGAUGAGGUUAAGGAUGCUCUUUUCCAAAUGGCUGGGGAUAAAGCCCCGGGUUUGGAUGGAGUUAAUGCCAAGUUUUACCAAAAAAAUUGGUCUACAUUUGGCCCUGACUUAUGUAGUGCUGUUCUUUCUAUUCUUAAUAAUCAAGCUGAUAUUUCUUCCAUUAAUGAAACUGUUAUUGUUGUUAUCCCUAAGAAGAAGAAUGCUUCUCAAAUUCGAGAUUAUCGGCCAAUAAGUUUGUGUUCUACUAUUUAUAAAAUUGUUUCCAAAGUUUUAGCUAAUAGACUUAAGAAUGUACUUAAUGAUAUCAUUUCUCCAAAUCAAAGUGCUUUUAUUAAAAAUAGGGUCAUUUUUGAUAAUGUCUUCAUUGCUAAUGAGAUGGUCAAUGCUAUUACUCAUAGAAAGUUAGGUAAAGUUGAAUGGGUAGCUCUUAAGCUAGAUAUGGAAAAAGCGUUUGAUCAUGUUGAGGGGGGUUUUGUUAAGGCUAUUAUGCAGCACCUUUGUUUUCCUGUUAGGUUUGUUAAUCUCAUUCUUAGUUGCCUUUCUUCUGUUUCUUUCCGUCUCCUUAUUAAUGGCACCCUCACUAAGAAAUUCUCUUCCUCUAGGGGCAUUAGGCAGGGAGACCCCCUGUCCCCCUACAUUUUUCUUCUUGUCUCGGAAGCUUUAUCUGCUGCCAUUAGAUUGCAUGAGCAUGAUAAUUCUUCCCAGGGAAUUUCUAUAUGUCGUUCUGCUCCCUCUAUAUCUCAUCUUCUUUUUGCUGAUGAUAGCCUUCUAUUUUCUACUACCACUGCUCGAUCUUGUCUUGCCAUUAAGGCUGCUCUUGAUUUGUACCAUCAAGCUACGGGUCAACUUGUUAAUUUUACUAAGUCCUCUGUUCUUUUUUCCCCUAAUACUAGUGCUUUAGCUGCUGAGUUUUUCCGUCAUACUUUAGGUCUUGAAAAUAAGCCUUUCAUCAGUAAGUACUUAGGCAUUCCUCAGUGUUUUGGUAAAUCUAAAAAUGAACAUUUCAAUUUCUUUUUGCAAAAAGCCAGUUCUAAAUUGAGUAGUUGGACUAAUAAGCUGUUUUCAAGAGCUGGUAAGGAGGUUCUUCUUAAAGUUGUUAUCCAAGCUAUUCCCUCAUAUGCAAUGUCUUGUUUCAGGAUCCCUAUUUCUCUUCUAAGGGUCAUUGUCCUUCCUUUACUUGGCGUAGUUUGCUUUGGGGUAGGGAUCUUCUCAAAAGAGGUCUUAUUUGGAAGGUUGGGAAUGUCAAAUCUAUCUCUACAAUUGACUCUUAUUGGAUCCCUGGUUAGAGAAUUACAUUAUGCUUCUGCAGACGCAUACAGUUUUAUAUUUUCAAAGAAAUUGGCAAUGUUUUUUGAUGAGGAAGUUCUCCAGGGUAUUUUGACUAUUCCUCUUGCUGAUAUUUCUUUAGACGAUACUCUUGUUUGGGAGCAUCAUUCUUCGGGUCUGUUCACUGUGAAUUCAGCCUAUCAUUUAGCCAAAUCAAUUACUUCUUUACCGUCCUCUUCUAGCAGUAAUUCUCUAGUCAAGUGGUGGAAGACCCUUUGGAAUUUAAAAAUACCUCCCAAAAUGAAGCACCUUUUCUGGAGGGCCUUUCACCAUAGUCUUCCUACUGCUCUCAAUCUUUCCCAUAAGAAAAUCUUGUCGUCCCCUCUUUGUUCUCUUUGCUCUAAGGGUCCUGAAUCUGUUACUCAUGCACUAGUAGAGUGUUUCAGAGCUUCAAGAGAGUGGAAAGAUUCAAGGUUUAAAGAUUUCUAA
Cannabis sativa is the source of this 2598-nucleotide messenger RNA. RefSeq lists its product as uncharacterized. The transcript is spliced from 6 exons. The coding region runs from base 1 to 2598 and encodes 865 amino acids. NCBI's taxonomy places the organism in Eukaryota, Viridiplantae, Streptophyta, Magnoliopsida, Rosales, Cannabaceae. The record is from RefSeq and is a predicted model, not a curated record.